This is a messenger RNA of Glycine soja, 1767 nucleotides long. RefSeq names its product chaperone protein dnaJ 10-like. The coding region runs from base 373 to 1521 and encodes 382 amino acids. Lineage: Eukaryota; Viridiplantae; Streptophyta; Magnoliopsida; Fabales; Fabaceae. The transcript has 10 exons. The record is from RefSeq and is a predicted model, not a curated record.
AUGACACCAAUAUAUCAAAUCAUGAUCCUCGAAGCCCAAAACUCACACACUCUCAGCAGCUAAGUCGAAAAGAAGAACAACAACUAACUAAGGCCCCACAAGACAGCUCCGAAAGCCAAUCCCCUCAUUAUUCCAUUUUGUCGAUAUGAAAAUUGAUGGCACUGUCACUGGGACACACCAAAACGCUUAAAAAACUGUUUCCUCCCGCGAAAAAGUACUUCCCGUGAAAUACAAUAUUGCCCAUCAGAACUGUAAAGCCUCCACUUCCUCGUGACCCCUUCCCUUCCCAUUCCUCUCUUUCUUUCUUUCUUCUUCUUUCUCCUCUUCGAUUCCAUUGUUCUCACCUUUGGGAAUUUUCGCACACACACAACAAUGGUGAAGGAAACAGAGUACUACGAUAUCCUCGGAGUCUCUCCCUCUGCCUCCGAUGACCAAAUUCGCAAGGCCUAUUACCACAAGGCAAUGCAAGUUCAUCCCGAUAAAAACCCGAACGAUCCUCACGCUGCCGAAAAGUUUCAGAUUUUGGGUGAAGCGUACCAAAUUUUGAGUGUUCCGGUGCAGAGGAAUGCGUAUAAUCAAAAUGGGAAGCAUUCUGUAUCUAGGGAAACUAUGCUUGACCCCAUGGCUGUCUUCGCCCUGCUCUUUGGGAGUGAAUUGUUUGAGGACUACAUAGGGCAUCUAGCUGUGGCAUCAAUGGCUUCCUCUGAGCUAGCUGAUGAAACUGAGGAUCCUGAUAAACUCAAUGAGAAGCUAAAGGCUGUCCAAAAAGAAAGAGAAGAAAAGCUAGCAAGAAUUUUGAGGGAUUAUCUUGGCCAAUAUGUCCGGGGUAACAAAAAAGGAUUCUUCCAACGCGCAGAAUCUGAAACAAGGCGGCUUUCUCGUGCUGCAUUUGGAGUUGAUAUGUUACAUACCAUCGGCUACAUAUAUUCAAGACAGGCAGCACAAGAACUAGGUAAAAAAGCCAUUUAUCUUGGAGUGCCAUUUCUGGCUGAAUGGGUACGAAACAAAGGGCAUUUCUGGAAAUCACAAUUCACAGCUGCUAAAGGUGCUUAUCAGUUACUUCAGCUCCAAGACGACAUGCGCAAGCAAUUUAAAAUGGAUGGUAGUAGUGUGCCUGAAAAUGAUGUUGACUCUCACAUUCGCCUUAACAAGGAUACAUUGAUGAAUUCCUUGUGGAAGUUAAAUGUAGUGGACAUAGAAGUAACCCUCGUACACGUGUGUCAAAUGGUGCUAAGGGAAAAUAACGUUAAGAAGGAGGAACUUAGACUUCGGGCUACUGCUCUUAAAAUUCUUGGGAAGAUAUUUCAGGACAAGUAUCCAAAAGGAGAAACAUUGAAGAAGAAGAUUGCUGCUGAUUCUGAUGAUGAAGAAAGCAGUUCUGAAUCUUCAGAUGAUGAAUCCUCUAGAGCAAUUUCCUACCGAACUCCCUUUUUUACGCAGGGUCUCGGAAGGCUCUUCAAAUGCCUUUGUAGUCCAGCAUUUGAUGUGGAUGAUGAAGAGAUAGUUUACAAAAGCAAAUGAUUCUUAUAUACGUAUGGACUAUGAAAACAAAAAUUUAGCCAUUUCAAUACUUUGUUCGUGAGAUGAUAUGCUAAAAGGAAUUUUUCUGAUACCCUCUGAACGUAGUUUUGGGAAGACAAUGGUGCAAGCCGUGAAUAAUCAUAUUUUGUUGCUUGCUGUCAUUACCACUCUCUUCAAGUUACAUGUGGCAUAACACUUGGUCAAAGAUUAAACAUUUCUGUCAAUUCCACAGCACUUUUUUUUUUC